ACGUAAGUGAAGUUAAAUUUAAAGGUCUUGCAGAACUGGAAAUGACCAUUCUUUAGACGUCGGCUAGUAAUUACAUUUGUAAUUUUGUUUUUAGUGAAUGGAAAAUUGUAGAAGACAACUGAAAAUGAUACCAGAAAUCACAAUACCAGCCUCUCCAAAUUGGUACUGUACACAUGUAACUGAUGCAAAGAGUGCUGGUGUUUAUGUUUUCGGUGCACGGAGAGAUGUGUUCAUUUAUGACGUGACAUGCUACCCAGCUAAAUCACGAGGAGUAUUCCGUGCCCACAGAGAUAAAGUAAGUGCGGUGGCCCUGAAUCCACAUCGUGAAGAGAACAUCACAACAUGCUGUAGUGGAUCAGAAGAUGGGAAACUUAAAAUAUGGAAUAUUGAAUCUAAAGAACAGCUCUUUGAGCAAAGUACACACAGGGGUAAGGUAACGGCUGUUAGCUGGUCACCCCAGCAGGAAGAUUUGCUUCUGAGUGGUGAUGACAAGGGAGACAUUGUAUGCUGGCAGUACUUAGAAGGCAGACUCCAGACCUUUAGUCCAGAGAAUGCAGGGGUGAUGUGUCUCACCUGCUCUCCAAUAACUGCAGGAACAGUUGCUGUUGGAUAUAAGACCGGCUUGAUUUUGAUCCUGGAUGUGAAGAAAGAAGGUCAGAUUUUACAGCGUCUGAGAGGACAUGAUGAAGACAUUCAAUGUCUUGUUUGGUGUCCUGUCAUUGGGGAGAACUUUAAACCUCCCAAACCAGCGUACCGGGAUUGGGACGACCCCUUCAGUACAGUUGAAGCAGCAGACACUGAUCUGGUGGUAUCAGGGGAGGACGAUGGUGUAGAUUUCGGUGUUGAUGGUCACCUUCUUGCAUCUGGCAGCAAAGACAAGACAAUUCGUAUCUGGAGCACUGACAGGGGCAGACAACUCCUACAGCUAAAGGUUGGAAAGUCUGGAGGUCGAGAUCAAGGAAAUGAGUAUGGUGGUGGAAAGAUGUGGACCACUUUUGUAUGGCUGAGAAACAAUCCUCGUCACUUGAUCUCUAGCUCUACAGGGGGAGAUCUGCUGAGAUGGAACAUUACAUCACCAAGCCCACAGAAGAGCAAGGCAUUUAGUUCUGAACACAAAAAAGGAAGUCACUAUCGUAUGGUAUUCAACCUGUGUCUGGCUGGACCCAAAGAUGAAUACUUGUGUUCUAUGUCCAUGGACAGACAGGUGAUUGUAUGGAACACUGACUCGGGGUCACUGUUUGGGGUGUUACCCACAUUUGGUGGAUUUGUUUAUGUUGCCAAGUCUUCACCUGUAGAUCCAGGCAGACUGGCAUUAGGUGUUGGAGACAGUAUGAUACGUCUGUGGAACAUCAAUAACACCAACAAUCUCACGGACUUAAAAAAUCUAUGGCAGGGAAUAAAGGCCAAGGUCACCGCAUUGUGUUGGCACCCGGUGAAGGAAGGACUGUUGGCGUAUGGUACAGAUGAUGGCCGAGUGGGUGUGUAUGACACACUCUCCAAUAGACCACCUAACAUAUCGUCCACCUACCAUAAGAGGACAGUUUACGUGGUGGCCUGGGGACCCUGCUGUACUGGACAAGAGUAUGGAUCAGGAGGUUACAGCCUAUACAGUAUCGGGGAUGGAGUUAUCCUGGAACACGAUGUUUAUAAUCUACAGGAAGAGGCUUGUGAUGUCAACUCACUCAUACAGCAAACCAAUGGCAAAAAGGUUAAGCUUCCUGUGCGCAGUGAGAUUAGCUGGAGUCCGGGCUUUUCUUUUGUUGCAGUUGGCAAUGAUGAUGGAUCUGUGGAAAUCUACAAGCCGCCAAGCUUCUCUCUGGUUGCCACUGUCCAUAUACACAAAAAACUGAUCAACUGCAUUCAGUGGCAUCCUCAUGUCACUAUGGCAACACCCAGUGGCUCCCCCUAUAAGUACUGGAUAGCUACAGGGUCCAAUGAAGCAGGAGUGUUCGUUGUAGACCUGUCCUCUCUACUGGACAAAGUUGAACUUGCAAUGGGAGAUUCAGCAGCUGAUCCGGUUGUAGUUUCCGAGUCCAAGCAAUGUCUCCUUGGCCAUGUUGACCGAGUGACAGGUGUUGCCUGGAGUCCUCAUAUUGAUCAACAUCUUGCCACAGUCUCCUAUGACGGGCAGGCACUGGUUUGGGAUGUGGAUAAGAAUGAGAUGUUGGCAUGUUACCAAGGUCAUAAUGGGAGACUACUCUGUGUACAGUGGAAUGGACUUCACGAGGACCUUGUCCUCACUGGAGCUGACGAUUUCUCUCUCCACCAGUGGCGACCCUCACUCCACAUCCCUAACCCAGAAAAUGCGGGAAGACAAAGAAAGCAGAAACACAACAAGAAAAAGUCUAAGAAAGGUUCCCCUGCUGUUCAAAAGGACACAAGUACUGAUACCACUCCAACAUCAGCUGAUGUGUCUCUGACGACGGAGGACAAAGAAGGUCUGGAGAAGAUAUUGGAAGAGAAGCGCCGACAGAUUCUGGGGGAGGACAAAGCAUUGUUACCUGAAGAGACAGACAAGACAGGAUCACUGGAUAGCAAGUGA
Molecule: messenger RNA, 2542 nt
Organism: Pecten maximus
Lineage: Eukaryota; Metazoa; Mollusca; Bivalvia; Pectinida; Pectinidae
Product: gem-associated protein 5-like
Exons: 16
Coding region: 98-2542 (814 amino acids)
Molecular function (GO): protein binding
Source: RefSeq, a predicted model, not a curated record